AUGUCGUCUGCACCAAAGAAGACAACCUACUUCUCAAAUGGGGAGCUCCUUGAGACCCCCCCGGUGACCGUGCGGCUCAGCCGCUUCAUCGAAAGCAUCUACUUCUUCUUCGGCCUGUACUUCACCAGCCUGUUCGCACUCGACUCCUACGCGGCCGCCCAGAACUCCUCCUUCAACGUCAAGAAAAGCGGAAACCAGUAUAACACUCGCUCCCGCUGGGGAGGUUCAUCAUCUUACGGAGGAGGCGGCGGUGGUGGUGACGGUCCGGGAUCUGGUCCGCGACGCGUGGGUCGCAUCGACGAUAUCCGCGGGGCUACAAGCUCCAGCGAGCCUCGGUGCGGCGGCGGUUGCGGGGACAAGCAACCCGGGUCCAUGUACACCAUGAGUGAAGGUCCAGCCACAGACGCCGAAUGGGCGGAGAAGAUUGCUCAGAUGAAAGAGCAUCUUCCUAAACGAAUGCUCUCUCAACCUCCCAUCCCACUCGCCGUGUACAGGACAAUCGACCACACACUUCUGACGACACCAGUCACCGAGGCCCAAAUCGACAAGCUCUGCCAGGAAGGCCGUGAUUUCGACUUCGCCACCGUCUGCGUCCGUCUCGAAAAUGUUGAGCGUGCAGUUGCGAACCUCAAGGGAAGUACCACGGGUGUUGCGUGUGUAGUUGCGUUUCCCGAAGGCACACACGAGACCGCCGAGAAAGUCCGCGAGGCGAAAGAGGCUGUUUCGAAGGGUGCUACGGAGCUGGAUAUGGUUAUUCAUUAUCGUCUCUUGAAGGAGGGUCGAUAUACCGAGGUCUAUCAGGAUAUUGUUGCUGUGCGCAAAGCGGCGGGACCACCCAUCGUGCUUAAGACUAUCAUUGAGGCGUCUGUGCUGGAUGAAGAUGAGCUUGUGGAUGCUACGAUUGUAUCAUGCAUCGCGGGUGCGGAUUACGUCAAGACCAGUACUGGGUGGGAAGGCGGUGCGUCCACGCAGCAUGUUCUUCAGAUGAGAAUCGCGGCAGACUUGUGCUCAAGAAAUACGAAGAUCAAGGCGAGUGGAGGUCUGCGGACUGCGGAGGAUGUGGUGAAAAUGCUUAAAGCGGGUGCGCAUCGGAUCGGCACUAGUAAUGGGGUGAAGAUCAUGAAUGAGAUUGAUGAGGGGGAGAUUUUGGAGCAGGGUGCUAGUCAUGCUGUUUCCUAG
Penicillium brevicompactum is the source of this 1179-nucleotide messenger RNA. RefSeq lists its product as uncharacterized. Gene Ontology annotation, molecular function: deoxyribose-phosphate aldolase activity. The transcript has 5 exons. NCBI's taxonomy places the organism in Eukaryota, Fungi, Ascomycota, Eurotiomycetes, Eurotiales, Aspergillaceae. The record is from RefSeq and is a predicted model, not a curated record. Gene Ontology annotation, biological process: carbohydrate catabolic process; deoxyribonucleotide catabolic process. Gene Ontology annotation, cellular component: cytoplasm. The coding region runs from base 1 to 1179 and encodes 392 amino acids.